Paramuricea clavata is the source of this 554-nucleotide messenger RNA. The record is from the annotation of a GenBank genome assembly. NCBI's taxonomy places the organism in Eukaryota, Metazoa, Cnidaria, Anthozoa, Malacalcyonacea, Plexauridae.
CGGCGAGGACAAGGUUCCUGGCGGUGAGGACAAGGUUCCAUCCGGUGAAGACAAGGUUCCUGACGCUGAAGAAAAGGUUUUUGCGUUGAGUACAAAGUUCCUGGGGGUGGGGACAAGCUUCCUGGCGUUGAGGAAAAGUUUUUGCCGUUGAGUACAAAGUUCCUGGCGGUGAGGACAAGGUUCCUGGCGGUGAGGACAAUGUUCCAACCGGUGACGACAAGGUUCCUGGCGCUGAGGAAAAGGUUUUUGGCGUUGAGUACAAAGUUCCUGGCGGUGAGGACAAGGUUCCUGGCGGUGAGGACAAGGUUCCAAGCGGUGAGGACAAGGUUUCUCGCGGUGAGGACAAGGUUCCUGGCUCUGAGGAAAAGGGUUUUGGCGUUGAGUACAAAGUUCCUGGCGGUGAGGACAAGAUUCCAGGCGGUGAGGACAAGGUUCCUGGCGGUAAAGACAAGGUUCCUGGCGGUGAGGGAAAGAUUUUUGGCGUUGAGUACAAAGCUUCUGGUGGUGAGGACAAGGUCCCUGGCGCUGAGGAAAAUGGUUGUGGCGUUGAGUAG